AUGUUGUCAGACGACGUCGAGGGCGAUUUAGAGCCCCCGAACGAGGCUAUGAUGGACCUUCGUGGCAAACUCGACAACCUGCGGGAGGCUAACCGUGACCUGAAUGCUAACCUGGAAAGACGUCAUAGUGGGUUGAGGGAAGCCGGGGACAAGAUACAACAGAUGUCUAGCAAUAUGCACCAGUUCCAGGUGACCUUGGCGGCUAUAGACAAACACAUGCAAGACAACAGAAAUCGUAUGGUCGACCUUGACCGCAUGUGCGAGGAGCUGCAGCGAGAAAAGGAUGAUAUCAACACAGAAUUGCGCUUCCUGUCAUCUGAAGACGCAUGGGCAGAACUGAACUCGAGUCAGCAGCAGGCAGAUGAGGAGGAUGUGACAACAGAGAAACGUCUCACAGAUUGGGCACGAGAAGACCUCUUCGCCAAGCUGGAUGACCUUGACGCUAUGAACAAGCGGUAUGCGGACAAAAUAGCGGACACUGAGGACCAGUGGGAGAUGUACAAAGAUGAAGUUCGGAAAAGUCGAAUGGAGACCAAGUCCUACCUAAACGACAUCAAUGAAGUUAACGCCCGAAUAGUGUCGCGGUUUAACAGCCUCCUGAAAUAUGGUCGGCAAGGUUUAGGAGAUACGGAAAAGGAGUGUCUCCGAGACACCAUCAAAUGCAUAGAAAUAGACGCUGAACUCCGCAAGGAGACUGAACAGUGUUUAGAUACAAAGCUGUUUAGUUCGGACAUUGAAGAGGAAAUCGACCACCUGUUAAGACAAAGGGAACAAAUGUGGGAACAGAACUCUGCUCUGAUGGAGGAAAUAUGUGCCCUUCAGUCUCAGGACCAGGGGGAGACAAUCAUACCCUUAAAAUCUUCGGGAAAGCACAUCGAUUUACCUACCAGAGACUUGACCUACCAGAGUCUUUCAGGCGACGCACAAGAUACCGAAGACCAGGUUGAGGAAGCGGAACACAUCGGAGGAGGAAUUUCACUUCAUAAGUGUGUCAAGUUAACCGAUCUAUCUCGCCUGUUCCACGGGCCAGAGAAAGUGCAGGCGGCCAUGGAAAAGGUCUUUACAGCCCAGGACGCUCAGCUGGACGCCGGGAAUGACCAGCUAGAUAUGGAUUCGGCAGCCGGGGGACAUGACAAACCCCCUCCGCCUCCUGAGGAAGAUUCUGAGGAUGAAGAUGAACCGGAACCGGAACCAGACGAAGGACCCGAACCGUCGCAACAGACACACGUCGCUCGCCGACAUCACCACCACAUGGAAAAUACACGAAUGUCCGACCUCAUGGUGUCAAAGAUCCGAAGGAGAAUGCCAGGACCAAAUGUCCAGGCAACCCACAAAGACGCCGAGACGGUGAGUGGACAGCCCAACCUGUCCACUACUCGCAGACCUUCUGCGUUUUCCUUCACGCCAUUGCAAUCACGGGGCGGUCGCCCUAAACGUUAG
Messenger RNA from Ylistrum balloti, 1440 nucleotides. RefSeq lists its product as uncharacterized. The coding region runs from base 1 to 1440 and encodes 479 amino acids. The transcript has 8 exons. NCBI's taxonomy places the organism in Eukaryota, Metazoa, Mollusca, Bivalvia, Pectinida, Pectinidae. The record is from RefSeq and is a predicted model, not a curated record.